AUGACAGAGUACGCCACGACUCCAUCCGAGAUCGAGGCCGUCCAUGCGUCCCUGGCCCGCACCGGCCACUGGGUCCUCGCCCAUUCCCCGCCCCACUCCGCCUUCUCCGACCCCCACGCCCCGCCCUCGCGCACGCCGACUGUCGCCGCGCUCUCCGGCUUCUUCGACGACGACGACGACGUCGACGCCGGCUCGCGCAAGUCGCUGCCCCCGCGCAUGUACCUCAGGUUCAAGGACGGCCGACCAGACGUGCCCAUCGAAAAGUACAGCGAGACGCUGGCACCCGUAUCUCAUCAUCCGACGCCCGCAGCCAUGUCCCACCAUCCGUCGAGAGUCGCGUCCGAGCGGACGGUGCGAGAUGGCCGCUCGGGGUCGCUCGAGUACACGUCGGGGCGCUCGCGCCAUAGCCAGGCGCCCAGUGAGCGCAGCGUGCGGUCUCGCGCUGAGCCCGCGUCCCGCUCCUCCUCGCGCUCGUCUACCUUCCACUGCGACAUCCUCGACGCGCCCAUCACGCGCGGCCAUAUCCCGCCGUCCGAGCACUCGUCUACGCGCGAUAUCUCGCGGCAUUCGCGAUCGCCGUCGAACCCGCCGUUCUGGUCGCAUCCCGAGGGCGAGGCGGGGGCUACUCUACCAAACGAGGGCGCUGCUAGAUCUAUGCGUGACGGCUCGCAGCACUCGAGACACUCCUCGCGCUCGUCGCGAGCCCCGUCGGCACAGGUGGAGCAAUUCCAGCCAUCUCGCCAUUCUCAGAUCGCGCCAUCCCAGCACUCGCAGCGUGCACCGUCCCAGCAUUCGCCGUCCAACCACUCGCAAGCCGCGCCUUCCCGCCACUCCCACAUGCCACCCUCCAACCACUCUCAAAUCGCACUCUCUCACAACCCCUCCGCCCGCAGCGACUCCUCCCAGCCUAACCCGCCACCGCUGACCAGGUCCCAGCAAUCAGCCAUCCACCUCCCCAGCGCCGUCGCCAGCCAGCAUUCAAAGGGCGCGCCGAUUGAUGCAGACGCGGGCUCGCGCCAUUCGCGCCAGUCGAACGGCAGUGGGGGCUCCGAGGCCGGGCGCUCGUCGCACCGCUCAGAGCGGAACCCGCCCGUCGUCGUCGCGCACUCGCGCACAUCGCAGCGAUCGGCCCAACGAUCCUCGCAGCACGGAGCCGCCGACCGAUCGCUCCACUCGCGGGUCACGCACGAAUCAACAACCGAACCACACCACCGCGUGCCGUCCCUCCCCUCCGCGCACGCCGACCACGCCCACACCCCCGGCGCGCACCGCCCCGCGAUCGUCUACGCCCCCGCCCCGACGCACGUCCCGCGCUACGCCCCGCCCAAGAUUAUACCCGCCGCGGAGUAUAACGGCUCUCGUCGUGGGUCUGGGCAGAGGGAGGUGGGGGUGGGCGAGGAGGGGGAGAGGGGGUCGAAGGGGUAUCGGCAGAGGGAGGCGCACCCGCGCGCGGCCGAGCAGGAGGACGUUGUAUACGCUCACACCCACGCUUCCGCCCACGCCCACGCCCACGCCAGCUCUCAACGCGAAGCAAACCCUCCCGCCCCCACCCAACCGCGUGCGGCGCCCUACCACACCGUCCCGCGCUCCUCCGCGCCAGGACCCCGCGGCGUCGUCGUGCGCGACUUUGGCGCGCGGCCGAGGUCGCAGUCGUUGUCGAGGGCGUACCCGCCUGCGCAUGCUGCGGUUAUCUCGCCUGAGCGUCAAGCAGCCGUCGUGCCGCCUGGACAUCACCACCCGCCACCCGGGCACGUCCACACCUCCCACGCGCGCCCAGGCACCGCUGCCCACCCAAUCCCAAGCCCUCCAUCGGCAUCCGGAAGCGCACAGGGACAAGGGCAGCGCAGCCCGAGCGAGCCGUGGAGCCUCGUCGAUACACCCAGUAUGCGGAGUCGAGCGAGCAGUGCGAGCUCCGCGAGCACGUAUUACGUCCUCGCGAGUCCGAGGCAGCGGGUAAGGGUCAUCGCAGACGCUGGCCAUGCGAGGAAGCCGUUCUACCAGCGGUUGUUUACCGUGAAUUGGGGAGGGAGGGAGAGGACGGAGGCGCGCGCGCCGGGUGGUGUCGCUGAAAAGGAAAAGGAGAAGGAUAAGGCGCCUGUGAAUGGAGAGCAGCAGGGGCAGGAUCGGGAGGCGGAGAAGAGGAAGGGGAGGAGGCUGUUACGAAGGAAUAAUACGGCGCGGGUGUGA
Molecule: messenger RNA, 2187 nt
Organism: Gloeophyllum trabeum ATCC 11539
Lineage: Eukaryota; Fungi; Basidiomycota; Agaricomycetes; Gloeophyllales; Gloeophyllaceae
Exons: 3
Coding region: 1-2187 (728 amino acids)
Source: RefSeq, a predicted model, not a curated record